Molecule: messenger RNA, 2865 nt
Organism: Aphis gossypii (cotton aphid)
Lineage: Eukaryota; Metazoa; Arthropoda; Insecta; Hemiptera; Aphididae
Exons: 8
Coding region: 308-2005 (565 amino acids)
Biological process (GO): protein palmitoylation
Cellular component (GO): Golgi membrane
Molecular function (GO): palmitoyltransferase activity; protein binding
Source: RefSeq, a predicted model, not a curated record
CACGACUGCGGGGCAAUGCGCGCAGGAACCCGCGAGUAACACUCGUUCACAAGUCGCUCAAAACGUAUAUUAUUUUCUAUAAAUAUUGUAAUUUUCUAUCUCCGAACCAAUUCGUUAGUGGACUUUACUCGGUGUAUAUGGUUUUUAAAAUACUUUUACGCUAUUUCCUGAUCGCCGAAUAGGUGUGUACGUUAUAACAGCUAUCUGAUAAUUAUUUCGCACAAAUAAAUAACAAAAAAAGUCAUUACUUCUGCGGACGGCGCGAUAGGUACGCUGGAAAAAAAUCGAUAACGCUGCGCGACGUAACAUGGUGAGCAGUGGCUGCAGUGGCAGUGCCGGUGGCAACGGCAACACUAACAACAAUAUCAACAACAACAACAACAACGUCAACAACGUCAACGACAUAAACGUCAACAACAACAACAACAACAACAACAACGACGGCAUGCACGAUGGCUGUUCGGCCGAUUCGCUGGACGUGCACACAUCGGAGGACCAACGGUACAAGCCGCUGUUGGAGGCCAUCAAAGCCGGCGACUACGACGAGUUCGAGUUCGCCGUGGACAAGUGCGGCGGCGAGUCGCUCAGCUUCCGGGACGAAUGGGGCUACACGCCGGCCCACUGGGCCGCGCUCUACGGCAACUCCGAGGUGCUCAGGUACCUGGUGGCCAGGGGCGUGACCGUGGACAUGUCGUGUUACGGAAUCCAGGGCUCCAAGCCGGUGCACUGGGCAUGCCGCAAAGGUCACACCGCCGCCGUUCAAGUGCUGUUGCAGGCUGGAGUAAAUCCAAACGUAUCAGACUUCAAAGGCCUCACACCCUUGAUGACCGCCAGCAUGUUUGGAAAAACGUCCACGGCGAGCUUCCUAUUAGGUAUGGGUGCUCUACACCACCUGACCGACAUAAAUGGUGAUACAGCAUUACACUGGGCCUCGUACAAAGGUCACCCAGAAUUAAUUAGGUUGUUGUUGUACUCUGGAGCUGAUUUGACAAAAGCUGACAAUUUCGGGUCAACGCCACUGCACUUAGCGGCCCUUUCCGGAAGUGCGAAAUGCGUUGAAAUACUUUGUCAGAACAGUCAAAUAUCGUUACAACCCAGGGAUAAAAACGGCAAAACUCCGUUAGGGCUAGCCGUGAAUCAUAGAUACGAGGACAUCGCAGGAUUGUUGAACAAAGAGAUCAAGAAGAGAAAGAAGUGGAUGGUACCUCUUCACAAAGCGUUAAAUGCAAUUUUUGGAAGUUCAGCGUAUUCAAAAGGUCCUUUGCUGUUAUUUUUGUGUUCUUUUUUGAUUUGGUGGUAUCCUCUUUACAUAUAUAGAGUAGUGCCUGUUACGUGGAACAUAACGAGAGGUUGCCACUACACGUAUAUAGCCUGGAAUAUUGUCAUGUGGAUAUCUUGGUUUGUUACAAAACAAUCAGAUCCCGGAUUCUUACCAAUCGAUUCAGGGAGUUACAUUCAAACCAUUAGACAAUUACCAUUUUAUCCAUGCGACAUGGGUACCAAAAGAGAUAUUUUGUCAAGACUUUGUCACACAUGUCGCUGCGUAAGACCUUUGCGAGCUAAACAUUGUCGCUUGUGCAACAGAUGUGUCCAACAUUUUGACCACCACUGUCAAUUUGUCAUUAAUUGUAUCGGCCUUAAUAACAGGUCAUGGUUCUUCUGGUUUGUCAUCAGUCUAGCCGUAAAUUGUUCAUACGUAAUUUACUUGGUAUGCUGUACGAUCAAACUAGAAGGGUUUAAUGUUUUUUACGUCCUGGCGCUAUUGCAAGCAUUCGCGUUUGGUGUUUUGAGUUGGACCUUGACUGCGACGAUCUGCAUCAACGCAUUGAUGAAUUUGACCAGAAACGAGAUGAUCAACCACAAAAAGUACACUUACCUAAAAAACAGCAAAGGCAAAUACUACAAUCCAUUCUCUAGAGGCGUUGUAAUUAACGUUUUGGAAUUUUUCGGUUGUACGCAAAACAGAACGGACUACGAGAGUGAUAGAUAUAAUUGUUAUGAUUGAGAGGAGAGGGGGACAAAAUAUACGAAGGGAAAAUGUAGGUAGCUAUGAAAUAUCUAUUUAAACUGCCAUCACUUUAAAGGUGAUUACCAAUUUCGGGAUAAUUACGGAGAAAUGAAUCAAAGUACGUCUCUAUAAAAAUUAAUGAAACCCGAUAAUUUUUAAGAAUAUUAUUCUUCCUCUUAAAUUUAUGCACAUUUUGUCAUUUUAAAUAAUAAUUUUAAUAAACCGUCUUUAAUCGUAAUAUUAAAUAAUACUAUAUUUUAAUGCGAGUAUGCAGAUUUUACUUCGAAAAAAGAUUAGGUAAAUUUUAUAUUAUUGUUAUUCAAAUGUUUAUUUUGCUACAUCAGAUCACUCAAAGUGAAUAUUUUUCACACAAAUUUUGCAUAUAAAUAAUAAUAAUAUUAUUUAGCGUAUUAUGGGUCUCAAUUGUGCAAUAUCAUAAAAUUAACAUAAUAUGUUAAGUUAAAAAAGUUCUUGAAUGCCGACGACAUCAUGUUGAUGAUAACGAUGAUGAUGAGUUCGGGCUAAGAUAUACCUGUUUUAUUUUUUCAAACCAAAAAUAGGAGACAGCCUGUUUGGUCAUUCAAACACUGUAAUAGACUCUUCGCUUACUUUCUACUUGGUAACAGCUGUUGUGCACAAUAAAAUAUAUAACCAUUUGCAUACAAUAAAACGUGCGUUCGCCGUACAUAUAGACUCGCGUAUUUUUUUCCCAGCGUUCAGGUACAAUAGGAAAAGAGAGAAAGAGAAAAAAACAUUUUUGCAAAACAAAACUCACUUCUUGUACGAUUUGUAUUUAUAUUUUUUUAUUCAUAAAUAUUAAAUAUAUUAUAUAUAUAUAUAUAUAUUUAUUACUAUUA